Molecule: messenger RNA, 549 nt
Organism: Schistosoma mattheei
Lineage: Eukaryota; Metazoa; Platyhelminthes; Trematoda; Strigeidida; Schistosomatidae
Source: the annotation of a GenBank genome assembly
AUGUACAAUGAGGAAUCGCUUGAGUCCAAAUUUACAGAUAGAAUAUUCGGUUUUAUAUUCGUCUCAGUUAGCCUUGUUAUAAUCGGUCUCUGGAUUUACGUGAUAGCAUUAUCAGAUUUAGAAAUACUUUUCAGCAACUACGACUGUAAUGGCAACGUUUGUGGUAGUGAAAAGAAUCUGAAGCCACUUUUGUUUAUGAAAUUCAACGUUUCUAAGUAUAAAUACUUGCUUCACACUAAUUUUGAAGACAAGGUAUUAUCUGUACCUGUUUGUGUUCAAAGAUGUCCGGACCGUUUCAUAAACUCUUCGAAACAGCUUUCAAAUUUUAUAAACUCAACAGGUGUAUUCUUGUGUGACCCAAGGAUUCCCCCUCUGCUUUAUGAAUCUCAACCGCGUAUUUUAAAUGUAUCAUUAUGUCCAACAUUACCAUUAUAUCCAACUAUACCAAUUGGUGGUGUAUGUAUACCAGUCAAUUUUAUAAAUCAUAGCAAUUUGCAAAUUUUCAAUAUAAUGCGGAUUCAGAAUUCACUUUAUCGUUAUAUCAAAUAA